Drosophila bipectinata is the source of this 4799-nucleotide messenger RNA. RefSeq names its product par-3 family cell polarity regulator (gene baz). Gene Ontology annotation, cellular component: adherens junction; apical plasma membrane; apical junction complex. Lineage: Eukaryota; Metazoa; Arthropoda; Insecta; Diptera; Drosophilidae. Gene Ontology annotation, biological process: establishment of cell polarity; establishment of centrosome localization; microtubule cytoskeleton organization. The record is from RefSeq and is a predicted model, not a curated record. Gene Ontology annotation, molecular function: protein binding; phosphatidylinositol binding.
ACAAACAAAGUAAUCCAAGCAGCGGAUUUAAGCCAAAGAUUUAAACCAAAUCUAGGACUGGAUUUCGGCCAUGUUCGAUGUACCGCCCAAGUGCCCGGCGCUGGCGAACAAGCUGGGCGGCAUAUUCGGGUGGCGCCACACCUACAAGGUGGCGGCCAAGCAUGAGGGGAUACCCCAUGGCCAGCUCCACAAGUCCUACUCCCUAACGCUGCCCAAGAGGCCGCCCUCGCCCUCAACCUACUCGUGUGUUAAGCCCGAUUCAUGGGUGACGGUAACCCAUCUGCAGACACAGUCCGGCAUUCUGGACCCGGACGACUGUGUCCGGGAUGUGGCCGACGACAGGGAGCAGAUUCUGGCCCAUUUCGAUGAUCCCGGGCCGGAUCCGGGCGUGCAACAGGGUGGCGGCGACGGUGCGUCCGGCAGUUCGUCUGUGGGCACUGGAUCACCGGACAUCUUUCGGGAUCCCACCAACACAGAGGCGCCCACCUGCCCCCGAGAUCUGUCCACGCCGCACAUCGAGGUGACCAGCACCACGUCCGGUCCGAUGGCGGGCCUGGGCGUGGGCCUGAUGGUGCGCCGGAGCAGCGAUCCCAAUCUGCUGGCCUCCCUCAAGGCGGAGGGGAGCAACAAGCGUUGGUCCGCGGCGGCGCCCCACUACGCUGGCGGGGAUUCGCCGGAGCGCCUGCUGAUGGAGAAGGCCGGCGGUCAUCUGUCGCCACAGUGGGAGGAGGAGGACGAUCCCAGCCAGCAGCUUCUCAACCAGCAGCCCCACUCUGGAGGAAGCAACGGAGCUGGAGGAGGAGGAGGUAACCACCAGCCGUUCGCCCGAUCCGGACGUCUUUCCAUGCAAUUCCUGGGCGUCGGCAACGGCUACAAGUGGAUGGAGGCCGCCGAGAAGCUCCAGCAGCAGCACCAACAGCAACCAUCCGUCCAGCAGUCUCACACGUCCUCCCAGCACACCGGCCCGGCUCAGAGCGGAGCCUACUCCAGCAAGUCCCUGCCGCGGGAGAGCAAGCGCAAGGAGCCGCUGGGCCAGGCCUACGAGUCGAUCCGGGAGAAGGACGGCGAGAUGCUGCUGAUCAUCAACGAGUACGGGAGUCCAUUGGGCCUCACCGCCCUGCCGGACAAGGAGCACGGCGGCGGACUUCUGGUGCAGCACGUGGAGCCCGGAUCGCGGGCGGAGAGGGGUCGCCUGCGCCGCGACGACCGCAUCCUGGAGAUCAACGGCAUCAAGCUGAUCGGCCUGACCGAGUCCCAGGUGCAGGAGCAGCUCCGCCGCGCCCUGGAGAGCUCCGAGCUGCGGGUGAGGGUCCUGAGGGGCGACCGAGGAAAUCGCAGCCGCCAGCAGCGGGACUCCAAGGUGGCGGAAAUGGUGGAAGUGGCCACUGUCUCGCCCACCCGGAAGCCGCAUGCCGCCCCGGUGGGCACUUCCCUGCAGGUAGCCAACACCCGGAAGCUGGGCAGGAAGAUAGAGAUCCUACUGAAGAAGGGACCCAACGGGCUGGGCUUCUCCGUCACUACGCGGGACAAUCCCGCCGGCGGUCACUGCCCCAUCUACAUCAAGAACAUCCUGCCCCGUGGAGCCGCCAUCGAGGACGGGCGCCUGAAGCCCGGAGAUCGUCUGCUGGAGGUGGACGGCACGCCCAUGACGGGCAAGACCCAAACGGACGUGGUGGCCAUUCUGAGGGGCAUGCCCGCCGGUGCCACCGUGAGGAUUGUUGUCUCCCGCCAGCAGGAGUUGGCCGAGCAGAAUGGCAACGGCGAGCAGGCCGCGGCUGGAGCCCAGCCAGCAGCAGUAGCUCCUGCGGCAGCUCCGCCUCCGAUUCCCGUCCAGAAGUCCAGCAGUGCCAGGUCGCUCUUCCAGCACCAGCAGCAGCAGCUGAACGAAUCUCAGCACUUUAUCGACGCGGGAAGCGAGUCUGCGGCAUCGAAUGACAGCCUGCCGCCGAGCAGCAACAGCUGGCAGUCCCGGGAGGAGCUCACCCUCCACAUCCCGGUCCACGACACAGAGAAGGCCGGCCUGGGAGUGAGUGUGAAGGGCAAGACGUGCUCCAAUCUGAACGCCUCCGGCUCCAGCACCACCAGCUCCGCCAAUGGCCCGAUGAAGCACGACGGGGAUCUGGGGAUAUUCGUGAAGAACGUGAUCCAUGGAGGAGCCGCCUCGCGGGACGGACGUCUGCGGAUGAACGAUCAGCUCCUGAGCGUCAAUGGUGUCUCGCUGCGGGGACAGAACAACGCCGAGGCCAUGGAGACCCUGCGUCGGGCGAUGGUGAAUACGCCGGGCAAGCAUCCGGGCACCAUAACCCUACUGGUGGGCCGCAAGAUCCACCGCUCGGCCAGUUCCAGCGACAUCCUCGACCAGAGCACCAGCCAUAGUAGCCACAGUAACAGCAACAGCAGUGGGGGCGGAGGAAGCGGCAACCACAACAGCAGCUCCAAUGCCAGCGACAACUCGGGGGCCACGGUCAUCUACUUGAGCCCGGAGAAGCGGGAGCAGCGAUGCAACGGAGGAAGUGGAGGCGGCAGUUCCAGCAAUGAGAUGAAUAGAUGGAGCAAUCCCGUUUUGGAUCGUCUAACCGGUGGAAUUUGCUCCUCCAACUCAGCCCAUUCCUCGCAGCAGCAACAGCAGCAGCAGCAGCCCUCCCAGCAGCAACAGCAGUCGCAUCCGCCGCAGCAGCAGCCACAGCAGCAGCGACGCCUGCCCCCAGCACCGGCUUGCAACAGCGCCGCCCUGCGGAACGAGAGCUACUACAUGGCCACCAACGACAACUGGUCGCCGGCGCAGCUGCACCUGCUGACGGGACACGGCAACACAGCGAUGCUCAUCGAGGACGACUCCGAGCCAAUGUCGCCAACUCUACCGGCACGUCCUCACGAUGUCCAGCACUGCAACCCGAGCAGCGCCAACGCAUCGUCCGCCCAGCAAGUGGCCGCCGGAGGAGCGGCUCCAGGAGCCGUGCCCGUUCCCGGCACUCCAUCCACGUCCUCCAACUUCGACGCCACCUACUCGUCACAGUUGAGCCUGGAGACGAAUUCCGGGGUGGAGCACUUCUCGCGCGACGCCCUGGGCCGGCGCAGCAUUUCGGAGAAGCACCAUGCGGCGCUGGAUGCCCGCGAAACGGGCACCUAUCAGCGGAACAAGAAGCUGCGCGAGGAGCGGGAAAGGGAGCGCCGCAUCCAGCUGACCAAGUCGGCUGUGUACGGCGGCUCCAUCGAGUCCCUGACGGCGCGGAUCGCCAGCGCCAAUGCCCAGUUCGGGACGGGCUACAAGCACGCCAAGACGGCCUCCAGCAUCGAGCAGCGGGAAACGCAGCAGAUGGCGGCCGAAUCGGAGGCCCGAGAUCAGUUGGGAGAUUUGGGCCCAUCGCUGGGCCUGAAGAAGUCCUCGUCGCUGGAGUCGCUCCAGACGAUGGUGCAGGAGCUGCAGAUGUCGGACGAGCCGCGCGGUCAUCAUGCUCUGCGGGCUCCCCGUGGCCGCGGCCGGGAGGACAGCCUCCGAGCUGCGGUGGUCAGUGAACCGGAUGCCAACAAACCCCGCAAGACCUGGUUGCUGGAGGAGGGAGACCACGAGGGCGGCUUCUCUGCCCAGCGGAACGGUCCCUUCCAGAGCUCCCUGAACGACGGUAAGCACGGCAGCAAAUCGUCGCGCGCCAAGAAGCCGAGCAUCCUGCGCGGGAUCGGGCACAUGUUCCGCUUCGGCAAAAACCGAAAGGACGGCGUGGUGCCCGUGGAUACGUACGCCACGGCGAACAGCACCAUUUCCCCGCCCAGCUCGGUGGUGUCCACGAACACCCAGCAAGUCCAGCAGGCGCAGCAGAUACCCACCGCUGCCCUGGCGGCGCUGGAGAGGAACGGCAAGCCACCGGCCUACCAGCCGCCACCACCCCUGCCCGCUCCCAACUCGGGUGGGGGUGGAGUCUCGGGGGGAUCGCAGCUGAACGGGGGCAUCCACCAGAACGAUAUAUUCAAUCAUCGCUACCAGCACUACGCCAACUACGAGGAUCUGCAUCAGCACCAGCACCAGCAUCAGAUUAGAAGCAGCAGUCGAGGAGGCGACUCCAGCACCUCCAGCAUCUCGGAGACACUCUCGGAAUCCACUCUGGAGUGCAUGCGCCAGCAGGUGAUCAGGCAGCGGAUCAAGGUGGAGGCGGAAAGUCGCCGCCAUCAGCAUUACCAUUCGCAACGCAGUGCCCGCUCGCAGGACAUCAGCAUGCACUCGACGGGAUCGGGAUCUGGACCGGCAGGUCCGCAGGCACAGGCCGGUAACGGAGUGCGUCCCAUCAGCAGCUACUACGAGUACGAGACGGUGCAGCAGCGGGUUGGGAGCAUCAAGCACAGUAGCACCUCGGGAGGAAGUGGCCGAGGAGACUCCUCCGGGGCGGGAGGCAACACCACCACCACAUCGCCCAUCAACGUCCCCCACUGGAAGGCAGCGGCCAUGAACGGCUACUCGCCGGCCAGUCUCAACAGCUCCGCCCGCAGCCGAGGUCCCUUCGUCACCCAGGUGACCAUCCGGGAGCAGAGUACUUCCCCCCACCUGCUCCUCCAGCAACAGCAGCAGCAACACCAGCACCAGCUUCAGCAUCAGCUUCAGCUCCAACAGCAGCAGCAGCAGCCGACCUACCAGACCGUCCAGAAGAUGUCAUCCGGGCAGUCGCAGUACGGCAGCACGGCCGGAUCCCAGCCGCACGCCUCCAAGGUGUGACUAUAGGUGUUGGCGCAUGCGCGCGCCACUCGGGAUGUGCUCGUGGACCGGAGGCAGCAGGAGCAGCAGGUCAGCGGCGGUAGAGAGGUCAGCG